AUGUACUGGUUUAGUCCUGCGGACCUCCCUCCGGCCGUGAAGCAGAGGCAUGUUCGCCGCACCGCGGCCGAUUGGUCAGGUCUUGCGGCGGCCGCGGCGGCGUGGACUUGCACCGGCCAUGGACUGGUUCUGCUAACGGCUCUUCCUUUCUUCUACGCUGCUGACGCUAUAGUACGGGUUAGGCAGCGAACACAGCACCCAAAUGCGUUGAAGCGUCUCCAAAAUGGCUCAUGCGGUAGCUGGCCUUCAAGCCAAGUCCAUCCGAGUCCCCGCUAG
Molecule: messenger RNA, 276 nt
Organism: Morchella importuna
Lineage: Eukaryota; Fungi; Ascomycota; Pezizomycetes; Pezizales; Morchellaceae
Exons: 1
Coding region: 1-276 (91 amino acids)
Source: RefSeq, a predicted model, not a curated record